Molecule: messenger RNA, 2150 nt
Organism: Aureobasidium pullulans EXF-150
Lineage: Eukaryota; Fungi; Ascomycota; Dothideomycetes; Dothideales; Saccotheciaceae
Product: phosphatases II
Exons: 1
Coding region: 206-1747 (513 amino acids)
Biological process (GO): protein dephosphorylation; cell motility; phosphatidylinositol 3-kinase/protein kinase B signal transduction
Cellular component (GO): cytosol; plasma membrane; cell projection
Molecular function (GO): protein tyrosine phosphatase activity; protein tyrosine/serine/threonine phosphatase activity; phosphatidylinositol-3,4,5-trisphosphate 3-phosphatase activity
Source: RefSeq, a predicted model, not a curated record
UGCUGCUGGUCAUGCUCUCUAUCUCUAGAACGUCUAACAGUCAGGACUCCAAGCUGAAGAAGGUGCUGGAUUGGUCAAAGUGCAGGGCUCCGAGGCAUUGAGCGAUGACGUCGGUACUUUCAAACAACCAAGUUUCGCAACCGUCACACGCUCGCUCCCAAACAAAGCAGACUGAGCUUCUGCAACAUUCACAAGCACAUCAGCAAUGGCCUCAAUAUUACGACAAAUCGUAGCAGGCCCUCGCGCCCAACAUCCAGAAGCCGGCCUGGAUCUCUGCUACGUGACAGACAACAUCAUCGCAACUUCCGGCCCCAGCGGCACUUACCCUCAACUCGCCUACCGUAACCCCCUAUCCCAACUCGUCGCCUUCCUUGACAAGAAACAUGGUGAAAACUGGGCCAUCUGGGAGUUCCGCGCCGAGGGGACCGGAUACCCUGACUCUGAAGUCUACGGUCGCGUCAAGCAUUACCCUUGGCCUGAUCACCAUCCCCCGCCAUUCGCCUUGAUUCCGUUGAUCAUGGCUAGUAUGCGCAACUGGCUGAAGGAAGAUAAAGAGAGGGUCGCAGUGGUACAUUGUAAAGCUGGCAAGGGACGCAGUGGCUCCAUGAGCUGCAGCUACUUGAUCUCGGAAGAGGGCUGGAAGGCAGAAGACGCCAUUCGCAGAUUUACCGAGCGCAGAAUGCGUCCUGGCUUUGGUGCUGGCGUCAGUAUUCCUAGCCAAUUGCGCUGGAUCAGCUAUGUGGAUCGCUGGACACAACACAAAAAGACCUAUGUCGAGCGUGAGAUCCAAGUCAUGGAGGUACAUGUUUGGGGCUUGAGAGAUGGUGUCAAAGUCAGCGUUGAAGGUUUCGUUGACGAAGGCCGUGUCAUCAAAAACUUCCACACCUUCUCCAAGAAGGAGCGCGAGAUCGUCCGCGGCGAAAUCAAGAAGUCUGGCGGCUUUGCCGACGCCGUCACCGCAGUCAUGGGCAUGAACAAUGCCGAGAAGAAUUUACAACUAAAGGAAGCGGAGAAGCUCGAAAAGGAAGAGAAGGCAAAGGCUACAACAGACACCGUCACCAAGGACAAGUUGCACAAUGCCACCGGCGACGUCGUCUUCCGCCCCUCCCACGACCUCAUCCUCCCCACCAGCGACGUUAACAUCGACUUUGAGCGAAGGAAUAAGGCAGGCUACGGCAUGAGCAUGGUAACAGCCGUUGCCCACGUCUGGUUCAACUGUUUCUUCGAAGGCCAAGGCCCCGAAAACGCCUCCAAAAACCUCCCACCCGCCAACUCCGGCGUCUUCGAGAUCGACUGGGAAGCCAUGGACGGCAUCAAGGGUAGUCUCAAAAAGGGCACAAAGGGCUUCGACAAACUCGCCGUGGUCUGGAAAACGGUGGAGCAACCCGAACGAGGCAGAAGAACAAGUGUAGUCAUCAACGAACCACCACCAGGCACCGACGUCCCUGAAACCGGAGCAGCAGAUUGGCGAGGCCAUCAAUACAACAACCCCUCACCAGGCCAAGGCAGAAACCUAGGCUUGCGAAGUGAAACUCCCGCCAGCAGAGAUGUCAGUCAAGCAAGCAGUACAAGAGAAGAAGACGGUAUAGGCAGCGACACCGAAGGCGUGCAAAGCUAUGUCGAUGGAGGAGUCAAGGGACAUUCCCAAGUGCAGCAGGAAAAAGCAGUCCAAGUGGAGAGAAAAAAGGGUCCGUUGCCGUUGAGUAGUGAUCUCCCCGGGCCCGAACAUAAAUUUGCUGAUGCAUGAUAUUUCACAGAAUGAUUUGAUGUGGCUGAAUCCUGAUUGCAAUUGAUCGAUGCAAAGCGAGAGUUGUUGGUAUGAAAUCACGACAGCAUUGUUUCUUUUUUUUUUUUUCUUUAGACCACGAUACCUCUUCUUUUCUUAUGGAAGCAUUUUCCUUGUUCUUUUUUUCUUCUUGUGGAUCAAGCUUCGGUCUCUUUCGCUACUCCUAAUGUGUCUCAUGAUUUUUCCUUUCUGAUCUUUCCGUUUGUAAUCAUUCUCAUGCUGAGAUGUUAUCGUGGUAAUUCUCUUUGCAUCCUACAACUCUGCAGACAGCAAAUUUUCAACGUCACUCUCGAUGAAGCAGCUGAAAACUCGCUCUGGCAUCUUCUCCUAACAUCUGCUAACACAACUCAAAAAGCAAACGCAG